Molecule: messenger RNA, 1614 nt
Organism: Aspergillus pseudoviridinutans
Lineage: Eukaryota; Fungi; Ascomycota; Eurotiomycetes; Eurotiales; Aspergillaceae
Product: glycoside hydrolase family 72 protein
Exons: 5
Coding region: 1-1614 (537 amino acids)
Biological process (GO): fungal-type cell wall (1->3)-beta-D-glucan biosynthetic process
Cellular component (GO): cytoplasm; fungal-type cell wall
Molecular function (GO): 1,3-beta-glucanosyltransferase activity
Source: RefSeq, a predicted model, not a curated record
AUGAAGUUCUCUCACGCUCUCCUUGGGGCUGGCCUCUUGGGCACUGCUCUGGCAGACAUUGACCCUAUCAUCAUCAAGGGAUCCAAGUUCUUCUACUCCAGCAACAACACCCAAUUCUACAUUCGUGGUAUUGCCUACCAACAGGACUACUCGAGCAAUGGCACCAGCGAUGGUAGCAGCACUUAUAUCGACCCCUUGUCGGACGCCACGCUGUGCAAGCGUGACGUUCCCAUCUUCCAGGAGCUAAACACCAACACCAUCCGCGUUUACGCCAUCGACCCCACCGCCAACCACACAGAGUGCAUGCAGAUGUUGGCCGAUGCCGGCAUCUAUGUCAUCUCCGAUCUCUCUGACCCAUCCCAGGCUAUUGACCGCAGUGAUCCUUCCUGGGAGACCACCCUCUACGACCGCUACACCAGCGUGAUUGACGCCCUGGCACCGUACAACAACACCCUCGGCUUCUUUGCUGGCAAUGAAGUUUCCAACACCGUCGGUACCACCGAUGCCAGUGCCUUUGUCAAGGCGGCGGUGCGGGAUAUGAAGGCAUACAUUAAGGAGAAGGGAUACCGCUCGAUGGGAGUCGGCUACGCAACCAACGAUGACUCCACCAUCCGUGUCAACAUGGCCGACUACUUCAACUGCGAGGCAAGUGACGAGUCUAUCGACUUCUGGGGAUACAACAUCUACUCCUGGUGCGGCGAUUCAUCCUACACCGAGUCCGGGUACAGCGUCCGCACGGAAGAGUUCCGGAACUAUUCCGUGCCUGUCUUCUUCGCCGAGUAUGGCUGCAACGAGGUCACUCCCCGCAAGUUCACCGAGAUCGAGGCCCUGUUUGGAGACCAGAUGAACGAUGUGUGGUCGGGAGGUAUCGUGUACAUGUACUUCCAGGAGGCCAACAACUACGGUCUCGUCUCCGCCGUCGACAGCACCAGCGUCAGCACCAUGGCCGACUUCAAGUACUACUCCAGCCAGAUCAACAACAACGCCAACCCAUCCGGUACCAAUAAGGCCUCGUACACUCCCACCAACACCGCCUUGCAAAGCUGCCCCACCGUCAACAGCAAGUGGCUCGCCAGCGCCAGCCCCCUCCCGCCGACCCCCAACGAGCAGCUCUGCACCUGCAUGAGCAACGCCGCCUCGUGCGUUGUCAAGGACUCUGUCAGCAGUAAGGACUACGCCGACCUAUUUAGUCUUAUCUGCGGCUACACCGACUGCACCGGCAUCGCUCGCAACGCCACCACAGGCAGCUAUGGCGCCUACGGCAUGUGCACCCCCAAGCAGCAGCUCAACUUCCUGCUCAACAAAUACUACUCCGAGCAGAGCUCUGCUUCCUCCGCGUGCAGCUUCGGCGGCUCGGCCACUGUCACCUCCGCUACCAAGGCGACCGGUGCCUGCAGCUCCCUCAUGAAGGAGGCCGGCACCGCGGGUACCGGCACCGUCACUUCCAAGCCCACCGGCACCGCUGACUCGUCCGGCUCAUCUGCGUCUUCGACUAAGUCGUCCAGUGCGGCUAUUGCUCUUACGCGCGGCACUGCCGUGACUGUUGGCUCUUUCGAGCUGGGUGUGUAUGCCAUCACUGCGCUGUUGACUGCAGUCGGCAUGGUCAUGCUAUAA